UACGACAGCCUAUUGCAAUAUGCUGUUUUCAAAACUACAGAUGUGGGACCUUAUGUAGGAAGAAAAAAUAGUGAGGGGACAAUUGUAGCAAUGGUCAACGAUAGAGGCUUGUAUCAAGUUUCUCAGAGCACUUAUUGCACCGAUGAGGAAUUGUCACCCAUAGAAUUGCAUUUGCCCUCGGAAUCUCUGUCAUGUUUUUCACCACAUCAUGUGACCCCAUCGGAAGGACCUAAUACUCUUAAUAGUAGGGAAAAUAACUUCUGUAUGCCAGAAUUGGAGGGAAACGUAGAAGGCAAUAUCGAACAGUUUCUAUUACAACCGGCAAAUAAAAUAAAUAAAAGAAUGCAUUACAAAUGUCGAAUAACGUGCGACCGAAAGGGAAUGAACCAUGGUCUUUAUCCGACUUAUUUCUUACAUCUAGAACGUGAUUACGGGAAAAAGAUAAUUUUACUUGCAGGUUUUCCUACUGACUGGCGAAACAGGAAGAAAAGUACAACGAGAAAUUAUUUAAUUUUGACCGAUUCUACAGAUCUUUCGAGGGGAGAGGAAUGUUACGUUGGUAAACUCCGAUCGAAUCUUCUGGGAACACAGUUCACAAUUCACGACAAUGGAUACUCAUUGAUGAAGAACGAUAAACGCGAUGAAUGUUUCAAUACACGGAAGGUAGCCGCAAUGGUGUACGAUACGAAUGUUGUAGGUUUUAAAGGCUCGCAUAAAAUGAUCGUCAUUACACCAGGACUCGAUCAGAAGUAAGUGGAGAUAUGCCUACGGGUUGAAUCAGAAACCUUACUUGAACGAUGGAAAUUCAAACAGAUGUACAAUCUGAUAGAGUUACAUAACAAGACUCCUGUGUGGAAUGACGACACGCAAUACUACGUGUUACAACUAUUUAUUGCUGGAUUUCAAUUAAUGUUAGUGGACUACAUCGUAAUGCUUUUUGGACGUGUCACGGAAGACGUUUUUACAAUGGAUUUCAGAUUUUCCGUUUGUAUAGUUCAAGCAUUCGCCAUCGCUCCAAUCGCUCUGAGCAGUUUCAAUAUUAAAUUAGCAUACAAAUAACAAUGCGGUCGAACAUCAUCGAUUGAAACGUCAGUUAAAUACAUACUCACCCACGAGUUACUGUAUCAUUUUAAAUUGUUUGCAAUCGACAAUCAGUACAUUAUCAGGUACCAAUCUGAAUAUGGUAUCCGGCGUAUUUAUCCAUUUUAUAAGAUUAAAUGUGAAACGAGAAUCGCUCUAAAUGUGUGUUCACUUUUCAUACUUUGUAAUAAGUCUAUUUCUAUACUAAAUGUGUAUAAUGCGGAAUGAUGACUUGGGUAUUAUUCAUUAAUCGAUAUAGAGGUGUUCAGCUUGCACAGAAAUCUCGAUAGCGUUACACUUAAAAUAUGGCAUUUAUGUUUUGACUAUUUUCAUUAUUUCACGUUAAUUGCCGAUGUAGUAUUACUGCUGUUCACAAAAAUGACGAUGUGAAUUCCUCAACCAAUACAGACAACUAAUGUAUACAUUUGUGUGUUAAACAUUCGAUAUAUAUUUAUGAAUAAGUUAUAUAUACGCAAAGUUAUAUAUACGCGUUUUUAAAUAAUAAGACAUCAGUAUGUACUUUUACGGUAUCUUGACAUCAUAAUCGCUGUUGUUGGAAAACU
Molecule: messenger RNA, 1643 nt
Organism: Temnothorax curvispinosus
Lineage: Eukaryota; Metazoa; Arthropoda; Insecta; Hymenoptera; Formicidae
Gene: ktub
Product: protein king tubby
Biological process (GO): protein localization to cilium
Cellular component (GO): cilium
Source: RefSeq, a predicted model, not a curated record